ACUGCGCGGAAAAAAAGUGCUGCUCGGAUAAGCCGCUGGGAAAGGACUAGUGGAGAAGGCGAGGAAGCGCGCUACCCGUGAGGCGACUCCAGCGAUAAACAGAGGUGGAGAGAAACAGAUCUUAUUUUGGUCAUCGCUCCUGCACACUUACUGGUUGCAGUGUCCAGCUCAGAGGUCAGGCAGAGGACAAGUGGUGACAGGACAGGAGUGGAAACUGGACCUUCUCCUGAGGCCUGCGGUUGUGUCCAGUGUCCAAGCCUGCGAUUGUGUCCAGUGUCCAGGCCUGGGGUUGUGUCCAGUGUCCAACCCUGCAGUUGUGUCCAGACCUGUGGUUGUGUCCAGUGUCCAGGCUGCUGUUCUCGUGCUCUGUCCCUUUGGAGCUCAUCCAGGACCCUGCUUGUUGGAUGCCCAGCUCUGCGACGCGGCCCUGACUAAGCAGCGAGACACAGAGAGAGAGAGAGAGAGAGAGAGAGAGAGAGAGAGAGAGAGAGUGAGAGAGAUGGGACGGAGCUCUUGCAGGAGAAUGCCUGUGGUGGCGACGGGCCGGAUGACGACCGCUGCGGGACUGCUGCUUGUGUUCCUGAGUCACAUGGUCGCUCCUCUGGAAGUGCCUCUGGACCCUAAAGUUCUGGAAGGAUUACCGCAGCCACCCACCAUAACCCACGAGUCCCCGAAAGACUACAUCGUGGACCCACGGGAGAACAUCGUCAUCCGCUGUGAAGCCAAAGGAAAGCCCCAUCCUAGCUUCUCGUGGACGAGGAACGGGACGCAUUUCGACAUCGACAAGGACCCAAAAGUGAACAUGAAGCCCCACUCAGGCACACUGGUCAUCGACAUCAGCGGCAAGGACAAAGCCGAGGCGUACGAGGGGGUGUACCAGUGCACGGCCCACAACGAGCACGGGACUGCAGUUUCCAACAACAUCGUCGUACGCCAGUCCAGGUCCCCCUUGUGGUCAAAGGAGAGUAAUCCACCAUUCGUAGUGCAGGAAGGGGCAUCGCUGGUCCUGAAGUGCAGACCGCCCGCUGGACUGCCCCCACCCAUCAUCUUCUGGAUGGACAACAACUUCCAGAGGCUGUCGCUCAGCCGGCGUGUGUCUCAGGGCCUGAAUGGGGAUCUGUAUUUCUCCAACGUGGAGAUGUCGGACUCGCGCAGCGACUACAUCUGCUACGCCCGCUUCCCCCGCACGCAGACCAUCCAGCAGAAGCAGCCCAUCACCGUGCGCGUGGUCAACAUGGAUGCAAUCAAUGAAACAUGGCCAGGUUUUUUGAAUGAGACUGAUUUUUUUGGUGACGGGCAGACGGAAGAGCGCCGUCCAUCCUUCCAGGUGCCGUCGGGCCCCAGCAGCUCCAUGAUGGUCCUGCGAGGGCAGCUUCUGGAGAUGGAGUGCAUCGCUGAAGGCCUGCCCACUCCUGAGAUUACCUGGUCCAAGGUCAGUGGGGAGUUGCCCAGCAACCGGGCCACCUACCUCAACUUCCACAAGACGCUGCGCAUAGCGGCCGUGACGGAGGCGGACUCUGGCCAGUACCGCUGCACGGCCAAGAACACGCUGGGCUCCAUCCACCACGUCAUCACCGUCACUGUUAAAGCGGCUCCCUACUGGAUUGAGGCUCCUCAGAACCUGGUGCUGGCCCCCAGGGAGAAAGGCCAGUUGAUCUGCCGCGCCAGUGGCAACCCCAAGCCCUCCGUCAGCUGGUUCAUGGACGGCCUGCCCAUCCACAAUGCUCCGGAGGACUCCCGCAGGAAGGUGGAGGGCGACACCAUUAUGUUUGAGGACGUGGUGAGCGGCUCCAGUGCUGUGUACCAGUGCAACGCCUCCAACGAGCAUGGCUAUCUGCUGGCCAACGCUUUCGUCAAUGUGCUGUCCGAGCCCCCCAGGAUGCUGACCCCACCCAACAAAGUGUACCAGGUCAUCAUGAACCAGCAGGCCGCACUGGAGUGCUACUCAUUUGGCUCCCCCAUACCCAAAAUCACAUGGUUUAAGGAGAACCAUACCAAUGCUGCCCUGGAGGGCGACCCCUACAUCUUCUAUGAUAACGGCACGCUAGUGAUCCCAGUGGCCCAGGCCACGAGCAGUGGCAAGUACACCUGUGUGGCCCUAAACAUGCUGGGCAAAUCAGACAAUCACGUCCACCUGGAGGUCAAAGAGCCGACCCGUAUCUUGAAGCAGCCCGAGUAUAAAGUGGUGCAGAGGAACCGAGACGUGGUGUUUGAGUGUCCGGUGAAACACGACCCCUCCCUCAUCCCCACCAUGAUCUGGCUGAAGGACAACGGAGAGCUGCCGGACGAUGAGAGGUUUGUUGUUGACUCGGACAGUCUGACCAUCACCAAGGUGACGGAGAGCGAUGCAGGAACGUACACGUGCAUCAUGAACACCACUCUGGACCAGGACUCCGCCAGCGCUGACCUCAGGGUCGUCGAGGUCGCCUAUGAGCAACCUGACCCCCCCAGUGACCUGGAGCUCACUGACCAGAAGCCGAGGAGCGUGCAGCUGACCUGGAUCCCAGGAGAUGACCACAACAGCCCCAUUAAGAGAUUCCUUAUUCAAUAUGAGGAUUCUCUCCAUGACCGUGGGAGCUGGCACAACCUGACGGAGGUCCCAGGCACAACGACCACGGCCCACCUCAAGCUGUCUCCCUUUGUCCACUACAAGUUUAGGGUGAUGGCUCUGAAUGAUGUUGGCUACAGCCUCCCCAGCCCGUCCUCCAGACACUACAAAACCAGAGCAGCAGCACCGGAUGUAAACCCCACAGGAGUCGAAGGCCUGGGAACUCAACCAGACAACCUAGUUAUACACUGGAAGCCACUGACCGGCCUGCAGUCCAACGGCCCCGGGCUUCAGUAUGUUGUUUACUGGAGGCAGAAGUAUGUGGAUGAAGAUUGGCACUCGGUAAAAGUAGCCAACGUGUCCAAGUUCACCGUCCAGGGGACCCCGACGUUCACACCCUAUGAGGUGAAGGUGCAGGCUGUUAAUGAGCACGGCUCUGGACCUGAGCCACUGCCCUUCACCGCAUACUCCGGGGAGGACUUGCCAAAGGCAGCCCCUGACAAUGUCCAGGUCCAGGUGAUUAACAGCACCUUGGCCCAUGUGCACUGGGAGUCCGUGCCCCUCAGCUCUGUCCGGGGACACCUCAAAGGCUACAAGGUGUACUACUCGCGCAAGGGCAGUCUGCACAAUCACAGUCCGCACCAUUCGGAACAACAGGUCCUCACCUUCAGUGGGAACCGGACUCACGGCAAACUGCCCGGUCUGCACCCGUUCAGCCGUUACGCGCUCAACGUCCGCGUGUACAACGGACGAGGAGAAGGACCCGCCAGCAGUGACGAGGACUUUGAGACUCCGGAGGGAGUGCCUGGGCAUCCAGCGUUCCUGAGAGUGGUCAACCCCAGCCUGGACUCCCUCACGCUGGAGUGGGGCCCUCCGCACGACCGCAACGGACGGCUGACGGGCUACACGCUGAAAUAUCAGCCAGUUAAUAACAGCAAUGAGCUGGGCCCAUUGAAGGAGGUCACAGUGGCAGCCAAUGAGACAAGCUUCACGCUACCCAACCUCAAGUACAGCACACGCUACAAGUUUUAUUUCAAUGCCAAAACCCAAAAGGGCCCUGGCCCCACCAUCACCCAGGAGGCCGUCACAGUCAUCGACGAAGGACACCCAGAACCCCCACCACCACACCCACACCCACUCUCCCCAACCUCACAGUCUGAACGCCACCCCCACCACACGGCGCGUCCAGCUGUUCCAGUGUCCUGGAACGUGAGCUCGUCCCUGGUAGAGGACGGAGCUCUUAUCAGUUGGGAGUACUGGGGACCCGAAAAGUCAGUUUAUGUGGAAUAUGUAGAAGACAGUAACGAAGAAAAGAGGAAAAGAGAGCUUGUGAAUGGCUCGCAGUCCUAUGUUCUAAAGGGCCUGAAGGAGGGCCUGGCUUACAGAGUUCGCGUGGUGGCUUGGGGCCACGCUGAUCAAAUGGUCCACAGUUCGGAAGAAAUUUGGGUUACCGUUCCAGCCAUGGCCAGCAGGCAGGUGGACAUCGCUACACAGGGCUGGUUCAUUGGCCUCAUGUGUGCCAUCGCUCUCCUCAUCCUGGUCCUCCUCAUCGUCUGCUUCAUCAAGAGAAAUAAGGGAGGCAAAUACCCAGUAAAAGAGAAGGAAGAUGCCCAUGCUGACCCAGAGAUCCAGCCCAUGAAAGAUGAGGACUGUACUUUUGGAGAGUACAGUGACCAUGACGACCAUAAACCGUUAAGAGGAAGCCGCACUCCGUCCAAUGGGACGGUAAAGAGAGACGACAGUGACGACAGUUUAGUUGACUACGGGGACGGCGGCGACGGACAGUUCAACGAGGACGGCUCGUUUAUCGGGCAAUAUAGCGGCAGGAAGGAGCGGGACACGGCUGAGUGCGUUGAGAGCUCCGAAGCGCCGUCCCCCGUUAACGCCAUGAAUUCUUUUGUGUAACGCGGCCGAACCGGGGGCAAGCGUGCACCAUGGCGCUAAUGUUUCCGAUAAAGCUGACUGACCGCGCUAUGGACAGACCCUCUUUUGAGUGCCCAUUUUAAUAGAUACAAAGACAGAUGGACAACAGUCAAAGAGACAGAGGAACAUUUUGGUGUGGUGGGGGGGGGGAGAGAAAGGAGUGCACUGCAGGUUGCUAAAUGGAAAGCAGACCACUGGCUUUUGAGAGUCUUACAUUAUUAGCUUUCCUUUUAUUCAGUAUUCAGCUAGUGUUGCCUAACAUCUGCCCAUCCUCUGCCCAUCACUUCCAGUGACCAAUAGGGGCGUUAGCACUACUCAGUCAUGUGAUCAUAGGCAUUCCAGUUCCUUUACGUGGUUGCUCAACAGGCCUGCUUAUGGUGCAGUUCUCUACAAAGUGACUAGGAAUGCAUUCAGGUUCUACAUACUGUAUAUGAAAGGCAGAGAUGUCAUAAUGUACAUUUUUGUGAGAAACUAAAGUUAUUAUUAUGUCUUUUUUGUCAAAUGGCAGAUAUUUCUAUACGGUUGCCAUGAAUAGGGAUAUUGUUGGACACUGGGCGAUGUAGGAAAGCGUGCACUCUUAAGUGCCCACCCCACCUUGGUUUCUAUUCACUCCUGAGAAGCUCACAUUGCUGCUGCAUGUUCAGCCAUGGAGGCGCUGACCCCUGCAUGACCCCAGACUCAGAGCCCAUCUUCAUGACCGUGACCUGCAUGUGACCUUGUACGGUUUCCAUGGGCACGAGUGCAGCCCACAGAUGAGAGGAUUAAGGAAGGACCAGGGUAUCCCAAACUGACCCAACCUAGUGCAGGGUGGCCUUCAGCAUAUAGUGCCUUUGUAGAGAGCUCUGCUUCUAGACUCCUUUCCAAUAAGCUUCAGCCUCUGAGCUCAGUACCAGUUUCUCAAGGACAUGGCUUUGGCAUUGUAUGACUGAUGCAGGCUGGCUGUGACUACAUAUUCUAAUCUGCAAUAUUAAAUACAUGUAGGUGAAGAUGAGGUGCCUCUAUUGAAUACUAUGACACUAUUGGCACAUGCAUUUUUAAUGAUUCUGUCUAUGCUUUUUUGGUGUCUAAAUAUCUGGUUGGUUUGCGCGUGUGUGUGUGUUUGCGUGUGUGAAUGGAUGACUGUGUAGCUGGGUGAAUAAGACUGAAAUGGGGUGAGGGGGAAUUGUCUGUUUACUUUUGGUUUCAUACAACACUUUUUUUUUCAAAUGUAGAAUUCCAUGUCCAUUGACAUCAACACCAAGGACCUUGCUUGGGGAAUGGAAUUGACUUUUGUGAUUUUUUUUUUUUUCAUAACUUGCAUCAAGUUUUAAGUUAGAGUUCGGUUGUAAGCAUUUUAUAUGUAGAUAUGUUGUUGUUUUGUAAAUAUGUGGACUUGUUGGGCCUAGGAGACAGAGUGGAAAGCCUAACACUGAUGAAAGAUGAAGAUAUGACCUGUUGAUGGUGUUGUGUUCAAUAUUAUCUUCUUCUUUCUGAGCGUUGUGUUUUGCAGUAUGCAUAGUGGGUGCUUUUUCAUUACCCUCUCAAAAUUAUGUCAAAGAUUUCUCAGCUAUGACAGUGUUUCUUUUUUCCCCACAGCUCCUCUGUGUGUGUGUUAGAGUAAUACAGCUCUGGUAAAUUGCCACAUUCAUGUGCAGUAUGGGGCUAGGGAAGGUAGCUGUUCAGGCUUCAGAGCAGACUGCUCCAUGGAAACAGGAUUCACGCAUGGCAGAUGAUCUGGGGAUAUGGUGGGACUUAGCUUGUCUCCUUUUUCUCAGGGUGGAUUGCAAGCAUGCAAUUGGUUUUAAAGGCAAAUGCCAGUGAUUUUCUGAAAAAUGAUGCAAUUUAUUGCUCAUAUAGAAGUAAAUAAAUGUAUGGUGUUCAGAAUAAACUGGGCUAUUCUAAAGGCGCCCAAGUAUGCAGAUCCAGAUCCAGGCAGCAGAGUAACAAACUGGAGUGACUGGAGCCUGAAGUUUAUACUCAAGCAACAUUAGGCUGCUGUGAUGCUAAUACAUAUGCUAACUGGUUAUAUGCUAACUGGUGAUACAUAUGCUAAAUAGUGAUACAUAGGUGAUACAUAUGCUAACUGGUGAUACAUAUGCUAACGCUAACUGGUGAUACAUAUGCUAACUGGUGAUAUAUAGGUGAUACAUAUGCUAACUGGUGAUACAUAUGCUAACUGGUGAUACAUACAGUAGGUGAAACAUAUGCUAACUGGUGAUACAUAUGCUAACUGGUGAUACAUAGGUGAUACAUAUGCUAACUGGUUAUAUGCUAACUGGUGAUACAUAACUGGUCAAGCUUUUAUUUGUGGCCAUUGUGCAAAGGUGCAAACAACAAGGCAAACAACACCAUUGCAAAUCCAUCCCCUCUGGAAUAGUCUAAUUUAUUCUGAAACUCAACACAUUUGUAUACACUUUGCUGAGCAUUAAAUCAGGUAACUUUGAAAAAUACCAGGUGUUUCCUUUAAAGACCCCUCGGAAGGCCACUGCCCUAAUUACCACUAUGCCCCACAAAGUGCCAGUGAGGCUUACUGCCACAGCAUCUCCUCCUGGAUGCCCCAUGGGUUGCUUCAUGUGUAUUGGAUUUUGUAUUAUACUGAUGACACAAUGUCAUUUUCUGGAGUUUACUAACAGUUUUAUUUUAUGUGUUUCUCUUUAUUUAAGUUCCUCCAUAUGCGAGUUUGAGAAUGAAAUUUGAGAAAUUCUAAAUACUGUAUAAUGAUGAAUGAAUAAAUAUAAUGAUCUGUAAA
Messenger RNA from Alosa sapidissima (American shad), 7199 nucleotides. RefSeq names its product neuronal cell adhesion molecule-like. Gene Ontology annotation, biological process: cell-cell adhesion; brain development. The coding region runs from base 500 to 4453 and encodes 1317 amino acids. The record is from RefSeq and is a predicted model, not a curated record. NCBI's taxonomy places the organism in Eukaryota, Metazoa, Chordata, Actinopteri, Clupeiformes, Clupeidae. Gene Ontology annotation, molecular function: cell-cell adhesion mediator activity. The transcript is spliced from 33 exons.